GUGAACUCUGGGCCCUCCUGUCCCUCCAGCUGGGCUGGUGCCAGCCUUUGUCCUGCUCAGGGGACAACCACAUACAGGGAAACUACCGACACCCAGGACCCGUGGCCGCCCAGCAUGUCCCAGCGGCACUCAGACGGCGCUCUGGAGGAGAAACUGCUGGAACACCGGUUCCACUCCGAGCUGCGGCUGGACGCCCAAGGGAACCCCGCGUCCCAGCUCCCUCUAGUCCGGGGCUCCCUGAGGUCCAGGACCAAUGCUGCCUUCGAGCCCGAGGCCUCGUCGCCCUCAGGGGACCAGGAGCCCCCACACAUCGUCCUAAGCACACAGAGCCCCGCAGCCCUCAAGAAGGGCACCCAGCAGAUGAUCCCCAGGAACUUGGCCGUGGCCAGCAGGGCCAAGGCCCCAGCCCGUCACCAGAGCUUUGGGGCAGCUAUGCUUAGCAAGGAGGCCGCACGCAGGGACCCCCAGCUCCUCUCGGUCCCCAGCUUCUCCGUGGACGACAUGGACGUGGACGUGAGCCCCGUGGGGAUGCCGAAGCGGAACCUGCGGAACCAGUCCUACCGGGCGGCCAUGAAGGGCCUGGAGGCGCCCGGCAGCAAAGGGGCCGCCCUCCAGCUCAGCCCCAAGCUCCAGGCUCUGUCCGAGGAGUCUGGCCAGCCUCCCGCCCGGUGCCAGGCCAAAAAUAAGAGGACUCUGGGUCGGAAACGAGCGCACAAGGGCUCCUUCAAGGAUGACCCCGGGUUUUACCAGGAGAUCCGGGAGCGGGGUCUGAACACCACCCACGAGUCUGACGAUGAUCUCCUGGAUGAACCCUCCAGCCCUGGGGGAACCCAGAAGGUGGACACCACCAUCGUGGUCAAGAGUUACCGGCCUGCCCAGAUCACCUGGAGCCAGCUCCCAGAGGUGGUGGAGUCGGGCCUGCUGGACAGCCUGUCCACGGAGGAGCGCAAAAGGCAGGAGGCCAUCUUCGAGAUCCUCACGUCCGAGUUCUCCUACCUGCACAGCCUGGGUAUCCUGGUGGCCGAGUUCCUGCAGUCCAAGGAGCUGCGGGCGACCAUGACCCAGACCGAGCACCACCACCUCUUCUCCAACAUCCUGGACGUGCUGGCCGCCAGCCAGAAGUUCUUCGAGGCCCUGGAGCAGCGACAUAAGGCACAGGUGUGUGUGGAGGACAUCAGUGACAUCCUGGAGGAGCACGCCGAGCAGCACUUCCACCCCUACGUCGCCUACUGCUCCAACGAGGUCUACCAGCAGCGCACCCUGCAGAGGCUGACAAGCAGCAACAGCUCCUUCCGCGAGGUCCUGCGGGAGAUCGAGAAGAAGCCUGCGUGCGGGGGCCUGCCCAUGAUCUCCUUCCUCAUCCUCCCCAUGCAGAGGGUGACCCGGCUGCCACUCCUGACGGACACGCUGUGCCUCAAGACCCAAGGCCACCCUGAAAGAUACAAGGCCGCCAGCCGGGCACUGAAGGCCAUCAGCAAGCUGGUGAGGCAGUGCAACGAGGGGGCCCACACCAUGCAGCGCACGGAGCAGAUGUACACGCUGCACACGCAGCUGGACUUCAGCAAGGUCAAGUCCCUCCCCCUGAUCUCCGCCUCCCGCUGGCUUCUGAAGCGCGGGGAGCUGUUCCUGGUGGAGGAAACGGGGCUUUUCAGGAAGCUCGCCAGCCGGCCAACGUGCUACCUGUUCCUGUUCAGCGACGUCCUGGUGGUCACCAAGAAGAAGAGCGAGGACAGCUACGUGGUCCAGGAUUAUGCCCAGAUGGACCACAUCCAGGUCAGGAAGCUGGAGCCCUCGGAGGCCUCUCUGCCGGGGGGUGGCAACCGCAGCUCCUCCGUGCCGCACCCCUUCCAGGUGACCCUGCUGCGCAACAGUGAGGGCCGCCAGGAGCAGAUCCUGCUGUCCUCAGACUCCGCGAGUGACCGGGCCCGGUGGAUCACAGCGCUUAGCUACAAGGAGAAACAGUGGAAAGGCCUGACCAACAAAGGAGAGCUGCCCCAGGUGGAGGUCACCAAGGCCUACUUCGCGAAGGAGGCGGACGAAAUCACACUGCAGCAGGCAGAUGUGGUCCUGGUCAUGGAGGAGGAGGCCGGAUGGCUUUUUGGAGAGAGGCUGCGGGACGGAGAGACGGGCUGGUUCCCCGAGGACUUUGCCCGCUGCAUCACCAGCCGUGUGGCCGUGGAGGACAACGUGCGCAGGAUGGAGCGGCUGCGGGUGGAGACCGACGUGUAGGCAGCCCCCUGCAGCCCCCUGUGGCCCAGAGCCAGCUGUGGCUUCUAGUCCCAGCCAGAACGUGGCCCUGGCUCCAGAGAGCCUGGUGGGACACUCCAAGGCCCCACAUGCUCGCAGCUGAGACCCUGCCUGAGGAUCCCACCCUCCAAGGAAGAGCCUGGGGGCAGCAUCUCGCCCCCAGCCCCUGGCCACCUGCCACCCACCUGCCGGGCACCCGCCGGGCAGCCACGCCCAGGCUCAGGGAUAGAGAUGACUGAGGGCCACCACCUGCCCACGCCCCUCCUGUCCCUGGUGAGUCAGGAAGGCCUGAGUGCUGAGGGGCCCUGUCCUGAGAGGCGGCUGCCAGCAGGAGGAGACCUAAGGGCCAGCAGGAGUACUGUGACUUUGAGGUUUAAGAUGACAAUAAAGUGUUUCUUCAGAACUUGGA
This is a messenger RNA of Marmota flaviventris (yellow-bellied marmot), 2656 nucleotides long. RefSeq names its product Rho guanine nucleotide exchange factor 16 (gene Arhgef16). Gene Ontology annotation, biological process: activation of GTPase activity. NCBI's taxonomy places the organism in Eukaryota, Metazoa, Chordata, Mammalia, Rodentia, Sciuridae. Gene Ontology annotation, molecular function: guanyl-nucleotide exchange factor activity; protein binding. The record is from RefSeq and is a predicted model, not a curated record.